AUUAUCGCACAGUACACAACAGUCAGUACAGACACAGCUACAGACACAACAGAUUUUUCCGUUUUUUAUUUCGAGCACCUGAAAAAAUCCUAGUUUGCACCGUUUUUAACUUCAAGAAAAUUCAAAAACUCCAACUCAAAUCGGACAUUCGAUUGGUCCUUUGCAAUAGUGAAUUGAAAUUUCAUUUAAAACUCAAAACAAAAUCAAGUUUUAAGCAGAAAAAUCAAAAGAAAAGAAACAAAACGACGAAAAAAGAAAACCCAAAACAGCACAGCAAUGGCAAAAUAAUAUCAACAUAACAUCCAAAAAGGUACCUAUCUUUUGGAGCCCCAAUCGCAGGCAGCUGUGACAGCAGCUGUAGGAACGGUCGGUCAGAGGGGGGAGGGAGAUAAACGAAAAGGGGACUGCUGGUGAGAGUGCAAUGUGAAAAAUCAAAAGAAAAAAAAUUAAUUCUAGUCGUGCAGAUGUGUGUGUGUUGUGCGUAUUGAAAUUGAAAUUCAUUGUUGGUGGUACCUACCGCUGUUGUUGUGUGUUGUUGUCGUUUUUGCUGCUGCUGCUGCUACGGCUCAAUGUUUAUGGCCUCAAUUGUUAAGCGGAGAAUAAUGAAAUAAAGUUUUUAUUUUCUAUUUUUCGACGUUAUUGUGAUUGACAACACUUGAUCAUUAGCGGGAUCGGUAGCUCGAACUACAGAACACUGCCAUCAUGCAGUCCUUUAAAGCCGACGAACUGCCGGAGAAUCCCCGGGAAACGGCGAAUCCCAUAUCAUCAUUGAUGUUUUGUUUUGUUAUGCCAACAUUUUUCAAAGGACGCAAAAAAGUUUUGGAUGAAACCGAUCUCUACAGAGCAUUAAAGGAACACAAAUCAGAUACAUUGGGUCACAAACUCUCCGAAGCAUGGGAGGAGGAAUGCAACAAAAAACAAAUGAAACACAAAGAACCGAGUCUUCUGAGGGCGGUACUGAAAGUAUUCGGUCUACGAUUCGCCACCUUAGGUUUUGUUUUAUUUAUUCUAGAAAUAGGUUUACGUGUUACUCAGCCAUUAUUUUUGGGUGGCCUUGUCUCGUACUACGCCAAGCCUGAGAAUAAUGGUAGUAGCGAUCUGUCCACAGCGUACCUGUACGCUCUGGGCGUGAUUCUAUGCAGUGCCGUCAAUGUCCUGUUCAUGCAUCCUUACAUGUUAGGCAUACUUCACGUGGGCAUGAAGAUACGCGUGGCCAUGUGUAGCAUGAUAUAUCGUAAGGCGCUACGUCUGAGUAAGACCGCACUGGGCAAUACAACGUCAGGGCAGGUGGUGAAUCUGAUAUCGAAUGACGUCGGCCGUUUGGACACAUCGAUGAUACACAUGCACUAUUUGUGGUUGGGGCCGAUUGAAAUUAUCAUUAUUACGUUUUUAAUGUAUCGCGAGAUUGGAGUCUCCUCGCUAUUCGGUGUCGCCAUUAUGAUACUAUUCCUGCCGUUGCAAGCCUAUCUGGGCAAAAAGACUUCAGUUUUACGUCUACGCACUGCCCUGCGCACCGAUGAACGGGUGCGCAUGAUGAACGAAAUCAUAUCCGGCAUUCAGGUGAUCAAAAUGUAUGCCUGGGAAAUACCAUUUGGUAAAAUGGUCCAAUACGCCCGUCUCAAGGAGAUGAACGCCAUUCGCUAUGUCAACUACAUUCGUGGCAUUUUGCAGUCGUUCAUUAUGUUUCUGACACGCAUAUCCGUUUUCGCCAGUCUGGUGGGAUUUGUACUCCUGGGAAAACUGCUGACGGCCGAGAAAGCUUUCAUCAUUACAGCCUUCUACAAUAUUCUGCGCAACACCAUGACCAUCUACUUCCCCAUGGGAAUAUCCCAGUUUGCCGAGACAAUGGUGUCCUUUAAACGUAUCCAAAAGUACAUGAUGCAUGAGGAGACGAAGGUGCGGGACAGGUCACAGGAUGUGGAUUGCGAAAAUAAUAAAUUGCAACCGACAGCUAUUAUCGAGGAGAAUGGCAAGGCAAUUGGCAUGAAUGGCAUUAUGAAGCCCAUGACGAUUGUGGGUAACCAUCAUCCGCAUCACGUGGAGGCCAGCGUCAGCAUUAACAAACUCAAGGCCAAAUGGGAUCCACAGUCAACGGAGUACACGUUGGAAAAUAUUGAUCUAAAGAUAAAGCCACGUACCUUGGUGGCUGUAAUUGGGCCGGUGGGUUCCGGCAAGUCCAGCUUGAUUCAAGCCAUCCUGGGUGAACUGCCUGCUGAAACUGGGUCCGUAAACGUUAGCGGCACACUGUCAUAUGCCUCACAGGAGCCCUGGCUAUUUACUGGUACUGUGCGUCAGAACAUUUUGUUCGGCCUACCAAUGGAUAGGCAGCGCUAUCGCACAGUUGUCAAGAAAUGUGCCCUCGAACGAGAUUUUGAGCUGCUGCCCUUUGGCGACAAGACAAUUGUUGGCGAGCGCGGUGCUUCUCUGUCUGGUGGCCAAAAGGCCCGUAUCAACUUAGCCAGGGCUGUGUAUCGCAAGGCCGAUGUCUAUCUGCUGGAUGAUCCGUUGAGUGCCGUUGACACCCAUGUUGGGCGCCAUUUGUUCGAUCAAUGUAUGCGAGGUUAUCUGCGUGACGACAUUGUCCUUUUGGUCACUCACCAGCUGCAAUUUAUGGAACAGGCCGAUCUUAUUGUAAUUAUGGAUAAGGGUAGGAUCAGUGCUAUCGGGACAUUUGAAUCGAUGCGCAAGAGUGGUUUGGAAUUUUCCAAAUUAUUGAUGCAGGCCGAUAAGACCGAGGAUACGGGUAGUGUGAAGGGAUCGGUUGGGGAGGGAUCGGAAAGACAGGCUUUGUCAAGACAAAACAGUAAAAUGCGCUCACGUCAAAAUAGUGUGUCGUCUAUGGGUUCGGUGGCGGAGUCUGCCCAGGGCGAUGCCCCCAAACAGGUGCAGGAGACUCGUGAAGAGGGUAAAAUUGGUCUAAAACUUUAUAAGAAAUAUUUUGGAGCCAGUGGAGGUUAUUUCCUGUUCACAAUUAUGGCAUUCUUUUGUAUUGGAGCUCAGGUGUUGGCCUCCGGAGGUGACUACUUCUUGUCCUAUUGGGUCAACAAAAAUGGACAGGCGCAAAGUACGGUUACCGAUUACUAUCGACGACCCGAAAGACGCUUGGACACCAACUCAGACCCAGUGGACCUGUACAUCUUCACUGGCAUUAAUGUUUCGGUUAUUGUUUUUGCUUUGAUGCGCUCCCUACUUUUCUUUACGCUGGCCAAACGCUCCUCCACGAAUCUGCACAAUACCAUGUUUAACGGCGUUACUCGGGCCUCCAUGUAUUUCUUUAACACAAAUCCUGCCGGCCGUAUCCUAAAUCGUUUUGCCAAAGAUUUGGGUCAGGUGGAUGAAGUGUUGCCCGGUGUCAUGAUGGAUGUCAUACAAAUCUUCCUGGCCAUUUUAGGUAUUGUUGUCGUUUUGUGCAUCGUAAAUCCCUGGUAUCUCUUGGCCACUGCCCUACUGGGUAUUGUUUUCUAUUUUAUGCGAUCAUUCUAUUUGAAUACGUCGAGAGAUGUCAAACGUUUGGAGGCCAUAACCCGCUCCCCCAUAUAUUCACAUAUGGGCGCCUCGCUGAAUGGCCUCUCCACAAUACGAGCAUUUGGAGCCCAGCAAAUUUUAAUUGAGGAAUUUGAUAACUACCAGGAUCUCCAUAGUUCCGGCUAUUACAUGUUCUUGUCGACUAGCCGUGCCUUUGGCUAUUGGCUAGAUUGCUGCUGUGUCCUGUACAUUGCUAUCAUCACCUUGAGCUUUUUCCUUUUCUCACCCAAAAAUGGCGGUGAUGUGGGCCUUGCCAUUACCCAGGCCAUGGGUAUGACCGGCAUGGUCCAAUGGGGUAUGCGACAAUCGGCUGAACUGGAAAACAAUAUGACAGCUGUAGAACGUGUCAUUGAAUACGAAGACUUGGAGGCCGAAGGUGAAAUGGAAUCACCACCGAAUAAGAAACCACCCAAAUCAUGGCCAGAAGAUGGUCAAAUUGUAUUCGACAAUUUAAGUUUGCGUUACUUCCCCGAUCCCAAGGCAGAAACGGUAUUGAAAAAUCUGAAUAUUUCCAUACAGGCGAGAGAAAAGAUUGGCAUUGUAGGUCGCACCGGAGCGGGUAAAUCAUCGCUUAUAAAUGCCUUAUUCCGCCUGUCGUACAAUGAUGGUUCGGUGAUCAUCGAUAAACGGGAUACCAAGGAAAUGGGACUCCAUGAUUUGCGUAGUAAAAUAUCAAUUAUUCCCCAAGAGCCGGUAUUGUUUUCGGGCACUAUGCGUUACAAUUUAGAUCCAUUCGAUGAGUAUGCCGAUGCCAAAUUAUGGAAGGCUUUGGAAGAGGUCAAACUAAAGGACGUUGUCAGCGAAUUACCCAGUGGACUGCAAAGUAAAAUAUCCGAAGGUGGUACCAAUUUCUCUGUUGGCCAACGACAGCUGGUCUGUCUGGCCCGUGCCAUUCUCAGAGAAAAUCGCAUUUUGGUAAUGGACGAAGCCACUGCCAAUGUAGAUCCCCAAACUGAUGCCUUAAUACAAACCACCAUACGUAAUAAAUUUAAACACUGCACCGUUCUGACAAUAGCUCACCGUUUACACACAGUUAUGGAUUCGGAUAAAGUUCUGGUAAUGGACGCAGGCAGGGCUGUAGAGUUUGGUUCACCCUUUGAACUGCUAACACAAAGUAAAACCAAUAUAUUCUAUGGCAUGGUGAAACAGACUGGCAGUUCCACAUUUGAUAGUCUGCUGAAAGUUGCCCAAAAGGCCCAUGAGGAAAACCUAAAGGCCAAAAAAGAUCCUUGACAUUUCGUUCAGGUGCCCAAAGUAUUUAAGGAUUAUAUAUUAAAGAUACUAGAGCCCAUAACAAAUCAUCCGGCAAAUGCUAAAAUACAAAAGACACUAUUUUUUGAAAAUGCAACAAAACCAAAAUUCUUAGGCUAACAUUCAGUUUAUCCCUAUACCCAUAAUCGAUUCACGGUACCACCAACAUUUGAUUGAGACAGGUUUUAAGGCGUUCGCUACAAAUGAAUUGUGAAAAGUUAUAGUAUUCGACUGCCUAAAGGCUUAAUAUGAUUACAUUUUCUAUAAAUGUGAGGUUAUGAACGAAGUGAUUAGGAAUGAAAAUAACAAGGCAAAUGGGAACAUAAAUUUCCUCUCAGGAUCCAAAUGACAAACGAAAAAUAAGUGGUUAACAUGUUGAUUAGUGAAUAGUUACAACUGCCAAAAAAUAUCCUAAACCAAUAAUAGACUCAAUUUUCGGUGACAUGCAACAAGUGAUCAAAAUUGUACAAAUUCAAAGCCAUUUCAGGCGGGAAUUAUCCAAACCAUCAUAUGAUGGAUAAAUCUACCCCAUCUAGGCGUAUCAAGAAGGGCAUACACGAUCUAGAGAGGAAGUCCAACGCUAUAUGAGAAAGCGUCUAGAUCAAGAAGCCUAUCAGGCAGGUCUGAGUGGCAUUCAUACUGAUGCAGUCACAUAUACCAUUAAUAAUUUCUACGUGCCUAGUCCAAAUAACGGUUUUAGACCCUAUUAAUUUCCAGGAAAAUAUUUUUAUGCACAGAAAUAAAAGGGUAAUCCAAUAUUGCUCUAGCUUUGCAAGUUCUAAUAUUUGCAUCAGUACUAGGUCAGGUGUAAAAUGGACAAAGUUUCAAAAUUUUGAAUAAUUAAAACUCCUAUAAAAUGUGAUGUAAGAGUUCGAUUGUCUUCAAAUUGCACAUCCCAUCCACAAAGGGUCCAAGUUUUUAAAAUCCACGAAGCUCAUAAAACGCGAAAUUUGCAUCCGAUUCCAUUCAGACUUGGCACAUCUCAAUAUUUCCAUCAACACAAGAUUGUUAUAAAGAUGAUAGAGAUCGGACCAUUCCUUCUGAUACCUCCCCCACAUAGGGUUCACGAUUUUGAAAAAUAAGACGCUCAAAGAAAGCGAAAUAAGCAUAUAACUCUCUUCAAAUUUCAAAUAUACAAACAUCUUUGCUAACGCAAGAUCUGUUGUGAAGAUGAUAUAUAUCUGCGAACUCCUUCUGAGCCACCCUUGUGCAAUUCUAUUAUCUGUUAUAAGAUGCGAAAAGAGUCAGCGAUUUUUCAAAACAUUGUCACAUAACUCAUAUAAAGCGAAUUUAUAUCAUAUAUAUUUAGGCCCGAUACGAAAUGGACAAUAUUGACCCAUUCCUUCAAACCCUAAUCCAUAGAGGGUCAACAAUUUGAAUUAUCACAACAGAAGUCAAAGUCAAAAUAUAUUUAAAUAAUCGAAUAUUGGCUGAGGGUAUACAUCUGUUGGCAGAACGGACUGAUACUUUUUUACUUAUUAAACCUGGAAUUAGAACUUGAUUGGCAGAAAUCAAACAAAACAUGUGGAGCUUUAACAACAACAUGGACUGUGAAUAUGAGAAGUGCAUUGGGUCUCCAGACCAUCGUUAGAAAAAUUCUAAUCAUUCACAACAGACAAUAAAUUAUAAACAAAAUGUUCAGUAAAUAUAUAAAAAAAAUUAUAUUUCUGAGGGCGCUCGUUGUUGUUGUAGCAGUAGUAAAUGUAGGUGUUUGGAUUCUGCUAAUUUGGCUCAAGCUCCAGAUUUAAAAAUUCGGCUACCUUAAUGGGCUGUACAUGUACAUUUUUCUGAGGGCGUUUAGAACCCACACACCGCACUCUGGCUAUGUCGGCGAGUCAAGGUUUCAAAAUUCUGUUAGAUUUUGAUUUGCUUUAAACCACACUUUUCUAAUUUUCAAAGGAUUAUUAACUUAUUUCUGCAUACAGCAGAGACAAUAUCCUUGAAGACGAGAAAGCCUGUUUGGAUAGAACAAAAGCAACGAGAGGUUAUUUUCUCGGGAAGCUUUUCUUUAAGAUUACGUGGUAAAUAAACCCAUGUCGUCCAUAACCUCACUUUUAAAAGAAACAUUCAAAACGUACAAAGCCAUUUUUUUAUUAAUCCCCAAAAAUUUCAAUUCACAAAACUGUAGCAACAAGGUAUCUUAAAAGAAAAUUCAAAAGAAAACAAAAAAAUCACAACCCACAAUGGUAUAUCAAAACUGGAAACUUCAUGUACAACAUAAACUGUAGUAGGAACAAAGUAGUUGAUCUAUUUAUAUACAUACAUAGAUAUUUAAAUAUUUAAGAGAAAGAGAGAAAUAAUAAAUCCCAAAUCCCGUUUCAUAUUUGUAAAAAAAGAGAAGAAAACACAAAUAAACCCACAAUAUUUCUUUAGAAACGAACAUCUUUACAACGAUGGCAUUCAUAGAAAAAAAAAAUUACACGCUUCUGUUGGAAGCUUCGAUUUAGUUUUCUAUUUGAAUUCUGAUCAUAACAUUUUUUAAGACAAUAAAAUAUCAUUAUUAUAAUGAUUGUAAAGCUAGUAACUAAUAUUAACACAAAAACAAAUUGUAUGAAAUUAAAUUACUUAAAAGAAAAGAAAACAAAAAACUAUAACGACUAUAUCAAUUAAAAACUAAAUAUAUUUAUACAAAUACUUAACAACAAAAUUGAAAUCGAUGUAUAUGUAACUAAUGAUGAUGCUGAUGAUGACAAAGAUGUAGGGGCAAAAAGUAAAUCUAUAUAUAUAUGCAUAUUAUUUUAAUACUGUGCAAUAAUAUAAUUUAUAUAUGUAUGUAUGUAUAUGUAUAACAAUGUGUAUAUGUAUGUAAAUAUGGGAAGAAAAACAAUUGUAAUUCUAUUUAUUUAUCCUUGAAGGAUGCAUUUUAUUUACACUUAGGCAUAAAAACAAAAAAAAUUAAAACAAAAGAAUUUAUUAUUAGGCCCUACUUGAAAAUUGUGUACUUAUGCGUAAUCUUAGAGAUAAAAACCCACAAAAUAUUGUAUUAUAUAGUAGUAUAAACAACAAACAACAGCACACAGUAUGUGUUCCAAAUGAAACGACAAUAUUUUACAAUUUCAAUUUGGUUUUUAUUUUGAUGUAUUUUUUUUUUUUCUUCAAUAAAAAAUUAUUGUAUUUAUUUUGAA
Musca domestica (house fly) is the source of this 7901-nucleotide messenger RNA. It is a transcript of the gene Mrp5, whose product is annotated as probable multidrug resistance-associated protein lethal(2)03659. Gene Ontology annotation, cellular component: membrane. The record is from RefSeq and is a predicted model, not a curated record. Lineage: Eukaryota; Metazoa; Arthropoda; Insecta; Diptera; Muscidae. Gene Ontology annotation, molecular function: ATP binding; ABC-type transporter activity; ATP hydrolysis activity. The transcript is spliced from 11 exons. Gene Ontology annotation, biological process: transmembrane transport. Bases 703 to 4758 code for a protein of 1351 amino acids.